UAUCGGCAGAGCAGCAGUCAGCAGAGGACACGAGCGUCUCAAGGUUUGAGGCCGGCAGACGACGACGGAAGAGAGCAACUUCGUCGGGGGAGCCACGUUCGCAUCGCGACUGGCCACAAGGUUCCGAAAAUCGCAAGAACCGACGGCCGACGAUGUCCAAAACGAUCGACCGGGGACGGGGACAGGCAAUCGCCCACCCCACGACGGGUCGCGUCGCAUCGGGUCGUUGCACGGCGCGCGGCUGCGUGCCUGCGUUACUCACCGCCCGCGACACGUCGCCUAGUCCGGGCCUCCUCCCUCCCUGCACGCACCGCAUCGGCCUCGGCCCAUCGUCCCGCUUCCGUCUCGUCCCGUCUCCUCCUCGUCUUCCUUCCUCCGCGCUCCAGCCGCGGCUUCCCACGAGAGAUCCGGCGCGGUCGCGGGAGAGAGCGGCAUGGGGCUCUGGGACUCGCUCCUCAAUUGGCUCCGGAGCUUAUUUUUUAAGCAGGAGAUGGAACUCUCCCUGGUUGGGCUGCAGAAUGCUGGGAAGACAUCUCUAGUCAAUGCUGUUGCUACAGGUGGCUACAGCGAGGACAUGAUUCCAACUGUAGGCUUUAAUAUGCGGAAAGUCACCAAGGGAAACGUCACAAUUAAACUUUGGGAUCUUGGUGGGCAACGGAGAUUCCGGACUAUGUGGGAGCGCUACUGCCGUGGAGUUUCUGCUAUUCUAUAUGUGGUGGAUGCUGCGGAUCGAGAUAGUGUCCCAGUAGCUAAAAGUGAAUUGCAUGACCUGCUGACGAAACAGUCUUUAGCUGGGAUUCCCUUGCUUGUCCUGGGAAACAAAAUUGACAAGUCAGAAGCGCUUUCUAAGCAGGCAUUGGUUGACCAACUAGGACUGGAAUUUUUUAAGGACCGCGAAGUUUGUUGCUACAUGAUCUCCUGUAAGGACUCCGUGAACAUAGAUGUUGUCAUCGACUGGCUUAUCAAGCACUCUAGAACAGCAAAUUAGGGUUGUUGUGUGUUUGUGUUACAAUGCACUGUGAGACGAAUUUAGCUCUGUGUCUCCACUCAGUUUCCUGAUCCAGAAGUUUAAAGCAACCGCAUUGUAAUAUAUGUGUGAUCUGUUUGGUUCCACCGACGAAUAGUAUGGUGGCCAGUGCUUGAAUAUCAGAAAACAUGUAAUCCUUUGUAAAUUCCUUGAAUCUUUUAUCUUUCUUUAUUGUGGGCAUCCUGUGUCUUUUCCUUC
Molecule: messenger RNA, 1225 nt
Organism: Phragmites australis (common reed)
Lineage: Eukaryota; Viridiplantae; Streptophyta; Magnoliopsida; Poales; Poaceae
Product: ADP-ribosylation factor-like protein 8c
Exons: 6
Coding region: 434-988 (184 amino acids)
Biological process (GO): protein transport
Molecular function (GO): GTPase activity; GTP binding
Source: RefSeq, a predicted model, not a curated record